This is a messenger RNA of Eutrema salsugineum, 987 nucleotides long. RefSeq lists its product as uncharacterized. The coding region runs from base 1 to 987 and encodes 328 amino acids. The transcript is spliced from 6 exons. The record is from RefSeq and is a predicted model, not a curated record. Lineage: Eukaryota; Viridiplantae; Streptophyta; Magnoliopsida; Brassicales; Brassicaceae.
AUGUCUUCUUUCACCGAUCUCUACUCCGUGAAGCCCUUCAAAACUCAAUGGAGAGUUUACGUGAAGAUAUUGAAGGUGUGGAAACAAUACUUGAAUGGUGUAGAGACUUUGGAAAUGGUUGUUGUUGAUGAGAAGAAUCAAACCAUGCAUGUAACUUUGAAGAAGGAGUUCAUCAAGAAAAAUGAAAAUCUGUUAGAGGAAAGUGCCUCUAGAAUUAUCACAAAUUUUCAAGUGGCUCAUAACGGUGGUAAGUUCAGGACCAGCCCUCACGUUUACAAAAUCCUUUUUGCAUCAACAACAUCUGUCAAACCGGCAGAAGAAAUGGAUCCAAGAAUCUUAGGUUUCAAGUUCGUCAAGUUUAGUGAUAUUCACGAAGGCAAAAUGAAUCCAGAUUUCUUGAUAGAUGCUAUUGGACAAAUUGUGAGCAUUGGGGAUGUGGAGAUCUUGAAUGUUGGAAAGAGACAGACAAAGAUGCUUACUAUGGAGAUCCGUGAUACAUAUGUGGCUCAACAUGCAAAUGAUGCUGUGAUCAUUGCUGUUUUGCGGUUUGGAAAGUUAAAACUUUAUCAAGGUGUUUGGAGUGUUGGCAAUUGCUACAACUGUUCAAUGGUCAUUACUGAUCCAGUCUUCCUAGAAAGUUUGGCUUUUAAAGAGAGAUUGCCAAAAGAUGGUUUAACCCUGACCUAUACCCAUCCAAAUCAGUUGACUAUUGUCAAUUCUGUAUCAGUAAGGGACGAUUUCUUCUUGCAUAGUCCUCGAAGGACUAUUAGCGAGAUUAUUGCUGCUUCUGAGGUUCCUCUAAUGAUUAUGGAUGAUGAUGAUGCUGAAAUUACACCUACUUCUAAACGCAAAAGCAAUGAAAAGUUGGAAGUGAUUAAGGAUACUAAUGAGUAUUCAGCUGCAAAGAAGAAGUGUAAGGAUGAGAAAACUGUUCAGACUAAUCCAAGUACUCUACCCCUUAAGACGGUGAAAACAGAGAAGCCAUGA